CGAUCAACGGAAAGAGCCGAAGAUGUGGCUCAGUCAUGUGAUCAGCUGUGUCCAAUCACAGCUGAUCACAUCAGUGCCACCUGCCAGUGCCCAUCAGUGCACAUCAAUGCCACAUAUCAGUGCCCAUCUGAGCUGCCUUUCAGUGUCACCCAUCAGUGCCAGUCAGUGUCACCUAUCAAUGCCAGUCAGUGCCACCUAUCAGUGCUGCCAAUCAGUGCCACCUAUCAGUGCCGCCUAUCAGUGCCAUUCAGUACCGCCUAUCAGUGUGCAUCAGUGCCGCCAGUCAGUGCCACCUAAAAGUGCCAGUCAGUGCCGCCUAUCAGUGCCGCCUAUCAGUGCAAUAUAUGAGUGCUGCCUUUCAGUGCUCAUCAGUGAUGCCUGUCAAUACCCAUCAGUGCCACCUACCAGUGCCUCCUCAUCAGUGCCACCUAUCAGUGUCCAUCAGUGCAGCCUAUCAGUGCUCAUCACU
Messenger RNA from Staurois parvus, 469 nucleotides. The record is from the annotation of a GenBank genome assembly. NCBI's taxonomy places the organism in Eukaryota, Metazoa, Chordata, Amphibia, Anura, Ranidae.